Molecule: messenger RNA, 2262 nt
Organism: Myotis daubentonii (Daubenton's bat)
Lineage: Eukaryota; Metazoa; Chordata; Mammalia; Chiroptera; Vespertilionidae
Gene: FOSL1
Product: FOS like 1, AP-1 transcription factor subunit
Biological process (GO): regulation of transcription by RNA polymerase II
Cellular component (GO): nucleus
Molecular function (GO): DNA-binding transcription factor activity, RNA polymerase II-specific; RNA polymerase II cis-regulatory region sequence-specific DNA binding
Source: RefSeq, a predicted model, not a curated record
GGGGCUGGGAGCACGUGUCGCCAGGGGAGGGAAGGAGCGGCGUCCGUUCCGCCGAGUCACGGCGGCCGAGUCACCGUGGCUGACUCACCCGGGGCGCCCCUCCCUUCCUGGCCCAGAGCGUCCGGGGCCCCGACAACCUCGAGAGCGAGCGGGAGAUGCCGCCAGCGCUCCCUGGAUCCCGGAACUGGGGUCACUGGGCCCCCAGAGCGGGGCCAGGGACACCGCUGUAUGGACUUGCCUGGGCUUGAGCCGGCUCUUCCCGGAGGACUGGGCGCCCACACCCAGAGCCCAGCCCCAGAGCUUGAACCCAGUUUUCCCGAACACUGAACCCCAUCUCAACCCAUUCCUCCCAUUUCUGGCUGUAAGAGAAUAGUGGCAGGUAAUUCCUGGAGCGCAUGCAGUACAGCCAGGCAUCCGGCUGGGCAGUUUUCAAAUCAUUUACCGAAUUUCACAGAAUCUAAGACCCCAAUGAUUUUAAAACCCAGCCACCAAUUCUUUUAUUUUUUAAAUCUUUACUGUUGAAAGUAUUACAUAUUCCCCCCUUCUCCUCCAUCCCGCCCCACUGACCUCUUUUAACCCGCCUCCACCUCCCAAUUACUAUUAUUUUUUAAAUUCUCACCUGAGGACAUUUUUUCCAUUGAUGUCUAAGAGAGUAGAAGGGAAGGAGGAGGGAGAGAGAGAGAGAAACAUCAAUGUGAGAGAGACACAUCGAUUGGCUGGCUCCCACACAGGGGUGCCCCUACGGCGGGGGGCUCGGGAACCCGCAACCCAGGUACAUGCCUUUGUCCGGAAUCGAAUGGAGACCCUUCGGUCUGCAGGCUGGUGCUCUAACCAUUAAGGAGACCAUCCAGGGCACCACUUUUUUUAAAGUCACCAAUUAAACUGAACUCAAAGCUACUAAAGGAAGUUCCACCUGGUGCCAAGCAUCAAUGCUGUGAGUGGCAGCCAGGAGCUGCAGUGGAUGGUUCAGCCUCACUUCCUGGGACCCAGCAGCUACCCCAGACCUCUGGCCUAUCCUCAGUACAGCUACCCACCGCCCCGGCCAGGAGUCAUCCGGGCCCUGGGGCCACCUCCAGGGGUGCGUCGCCGGCCCUCUGAACAGAUCAGCCCAGAGGAGGAGGAGCGCCGUCGGGUGAGGCGCGAGCGGAACAAGCUGGCCGCGGCAAAGUGCAGGAACCGGAGGAAGGAACUGACCGACUUCCUGCAGGCGGAGACCGACAAGCUAGAGGACGAGAAAUCAGGACUGCAGCGAGAGAUUGAGGAGCUGCAGAAGCAGAAGGAGCGGCUGGAGCUGGUGCUCGAAGCCCACCGCCCCAUCUGCAAAAUCCCGGAAGGAGCCAAGGAGAGCGACACUGGUGGCCCAGGCGGUGCCAGCAGCCCAGCAGCCCCCUCCCGCCCUGUGCCUUGUAUCUCCCUCUCCCCAGGGCCUGUGCUUGAACCCGAAGCAUUGCACACCCCCACGCUCAUGACCACACCCUCUCUGACUCCUUUCACACCCAGUCUGGUUUUCACCUACCCCAGUACGCCUGAGCCCUGUGCCUCAGCCCAUCGCAGGAGCAGCAGCAGCAGUGGGGACCCAUCCUCUGAUCCCCUAGGCUCCCCCACCCUCUUGGCCUUAUGAGGCACUCUGGUUAUCCUCCCUGGCCAAUAUCUCCCCAUCCAUUGGUCCAGCUGGCCUGGGCUAUAUCCCAUGCUCAACCCCAGCAGGUUCUCCAUCCCUCCAGAUGAGACUGAGCCUAUUUGGCUUCCUGGCAGAGCCAGCUUGGGGCCACCAAAGCUGCUCAGUUUCUCUAGAGCUCGCCUCUCUAGCACCAUUUGCAUUAAAUCAGAGACAAACUAUUUCCCAUUUGUGCAAGAGAACUCCUGGCAGCCCCAAAGGACUUUAUAGACCUCUAGAGGUUUUCUGGAGCCCUAACCCGCUCCAGGCCUUCCCUAAGUCUUCAUUACCCUCUUCCUGUGAUCCACCCAACCAUACCCCUGGACAGAAGGUGAUAUGAUACCAGCCUAGAACACUAACUCACCCAGCCCCACUGCCAGCAGCACCCGGUGAUUGAACCAGGGCAUUCUGCCAUCCCCUCCAGAAAUGGCACAGUUCAAGAGUGCUAGAGACUUCUGUGAUGAGCUGAGCUGCAGCCCCUGGCUCUGAGAAGACUUUAGCUCCAGGGAAUCUAAGCCUCCACUGCAAGGGCAGCUGCUAUUUAUUUUCCUAAAGAGAGUAUUUUUAUACAAACCUGCCAAAAUGGAAUAAAAGGCUUGAAGCUC